AUGCGGGGGGAUGACGACGAAGUAGAAGACAUCGUGGGUGACGUACAGUACACAGAUUCUCAAAAAAGUGUAACCACAUCGGCCGUGUAUUCCAAAGACUUCACCGACAGCAGUCCGGAGAGACACAACUCUUCAGGGAAGCAGACUUAUGUGCUGGAUCGGGAUAGCGAUGACAGCGAGUCGACCUUCCGGCUUCACAGAGACCAAAGGCUGAUAAACCUAAACGAAGUGAUGCUACCAAAAACUGAUAUGCAGCAAAUGUUGUAUGACGAAAUUAAUAAAUCUAUUCGUGCAAAUUUCAGACCAGAACGCACCAUAUUGACCCACGACUACACGCAAACAAGUAAAACUAUUAUUGAACUCGCCCAAACUGAAAUUGUAGUAAAAAAAUCAAUGCAAACUAAAUCUCUAGAGACGCAAACCUCAUUUCAAUGCCUGACUGAAUACAAAACAGUAGUUAAAGAGUAUAAUAAUAAAAACGAAGUCGCACAUAACGUUAUCAAAGAUAUGGAUGAUAUAAAGAAAUUAUUUUUACAACAACAUCCAAAUGUGAACGACAAUGUAACGCUAAUUCAAAAAAGCGGACAGAAUAAUAACGACGAACAAAGUGUAACUGAGGAAAAUUCGCUUUCAGUUUAUGAAGAAUCUGAAAUUAAAAACGAAACAAUAACAUACAGUAAUCACAGCUCUGAAGAUCGGAUCAUACCGUUCAUAGACGAUGAAUCAAAAAACGACGAAGAUCAAAAUAAUAUACACGAAGAGAGUGAAUGUGAUUCAUUAAAAUAUGAAUCUGAUAUUGAAGAAGACUCUUUAAUGUUGGAAAAUGAACAUGCUGACAAUAGAGAGAGAGGAGACAACGCCAGUGAUACCAGUGAGACAAAAACUUCUGUAGACAACGAUGUUCAUGAACUUUACAGUAAGUUAUCAGAAAGUCCACUGUUGUUCUCCUCAGAUGUUACCAUUGAACCAUGUGCAUUAAAAUUAGGAACACUAACACCCCUUACUGAGGAAACUUCACAAAGAAAAAGCUGCCUAGACAUAACGAACAGUUCCCAAACACUCAUGGAACCCUAUAUAGACAAAAAUGAAACACUAUUUGUCAAGAACGAUGAAGAAGUUAAGAUAUUAACCAACAACGAGGUUAUCAGAGAAUAUGAGAACUUCAAGCUACCACCAAUACCUAACAAAACCUACCCUAAUAGCCCACACAUAAACUUUUUGUUUUCGGUGAAAACUAAUCCAAUACCUUCGGUGAAAACUGAAAGGUUGCCAAACUUAUUUGAAGAUCGCAACGAUAUAUAUGAGCAUAGAUGGGAAGUCGAAGCAAAGAAAUUAGGAUCUGGUGAGAGUCCAUUUACAAAUGGAAGAAGCGGUAUGUAUCAUAUCAAGACACCAAGGGAUUCUUUCUACUUGCCUCCCAUCCAGAUGGAAGGUGUUAUUUACCAUAACACCACCACGAGCUCCGUAUCACCUGAACAGAACUCAUCUCCGCCUGAAAAUAAUGACGAUGCAAUCAGCAUCAGAAGCAGAAUCAAAGAGCUCAAAACGAUGACAAGUAAUAAGACUAGGAGUUCGGGACACGUAGCUAUAUAUGAUUUUUUGUGCUCUCUAUUAAAUAUUAUUUUAAAAUAUAGAUCGCGGAUGGAGAAAAGGAAUUGUUCGCCAAAAAGUAAUUCUUCACGUCAAGAGAGAUUGUGUGACAUCGUUGAACGAGGAUGUGACAGCCUUUGUACAGAACUGAUCCGGAGACUACGUUCAUCGUCUUGGCUAGAAGUGGUAGAAACUAUGGAGGACAUACCGAGAGCACUAGAGAAAUACUGGACUGUUCUAACGGUAACUCGAACGGCUGACAUUUUAAGACAGGUGAUGGUCCACAUCGACUCCCCGCGGACGCAAGUAGCUCGCUCUGCGUGUACGGCUCUUGCGGAAAUACUCAAAAACACCAAUUACACUAGAAAGCCGGACUUCUACGAGGGCAUGUCGAUGCUGCUGACUAAGACGGGCAGCUUCAGCCGGCCGGUGCGGCGCGCGGCCAACGUCGCGCUCGACGCCAUCGCGUGCCGCGUCGACGUGGCGCACACCGCCAGCGCCAUUUGCGUCUUCGGAGUCGAGCACAAAAGCGCCCUGGUGCGUUGUGCGUCAGCGCGAGUUCUGGUCGUGUGCUGCGCGCUGGCCGAGGGCGGGCGGCAGAUCCUGCGAGCGCGCCCGCCCACCGCCGCCACCGCGCGGACGCACGUGCUGCGCGCCCUGGCGCUGCUGCUGCAAGACAAAAACGUCGACACUAGGAAGUACGCGUUGCGUCUGUACGCGCUGCUGCGUCCGCUGCCGACGUUCGAGGCGUACUUCCUGACGGACGUGGACGCCGAGCUGGCGGUGCGGCACAUGAAGAAGUACGACGCGGUGCUCGCGCGCCACAAGCGGGAUAGUGUGACGUCACUGUCUAUCUUCAGUUGAAUGUUGUCAAUAUGCCACUCGAGGAUCAACCAUCUAAUGGACCGAACACCACCAGAUUAACAACCUAGAACUUGUGAUACCAGGCGUUGGCAUGGUAUCCGCUGGACGUCCACCGCUGGACAUUGUUACGUUUCGCCACGUGAGACCAACGAUUUGUUGGUUGACAGCCGAUAAACGAACACUUGAUGUAUCAAUCACACAGACAUAGAUUUACAACAAAACUGGUAUAAAAAGGCGUUUCCACGUUUCGUUACUUCAAUAAACCCAUACGCAACCUAGAAUCAAUGUUAACCAGAUGAAGCAAUUAAGGGGAAGAUCCAGGCGCAGCAAACUUUUCGGUUCAAUGUUUCCUAUCCAAAGUGUGAAACGCGCUUUCGAUAUAAGUUUCACUACCAUAUAAAACUGAAACAGAUUCAAGGCACCUAUUGGCCAUUGCAAGGUCAGGUGCAAGGCAAGGUAAAUGGGCACUUUCUAGUAUCAAGUGCGAACCAUCUUAGACAUCAUCAUUUGUCGGGAUUUAUUUUUAUUUUUAUACUGUUUGAUUACUUUUGGGCCGCACGGGCUAGGGCUCCCUUGUGCCGGGAGCCCUUGGUAUUUUUCCAUCCUGACUACAAAGGUUACCAUUAUAUAAUGUCAGAGCCUAUCGCAGAUAUAGCUUUAUUUUGAAUUGUAAUAGAUAUUUGUUUAAUACGUACACUGCUGGACAUAGGCCUCUUACAUGGACCUCCAAGCACAACGGUCUCGAGCGCAUCCAGCGGCUCACUGCAACCUGCUUGAUAUCCUCGGUCAACCAACACAGCACUUUUCGGUGCAGGGUCGCCAUUCCAGCACCUUGGGAGCCCAACGUCCAUCGGCUCUUCGAACAUUGCCAGUACAGCUUUGCGACUCGCUGAGCUAUGUCAGUGACUUUAAUUCAUCUGCGGAUCUUCUCAUUUUUGAUUCGAUCACGCAGAGAGACUUCAAGCAUAGCUCGCUGCAUCGCCCGCUGAGUGACUUUGAGCCUUCUAAUAUAUUAUGCCUUAAGUAACUUCAACAAUAAAAAAUGUAGAUAAAUGUAUGUAGGUAUAACGUUGUUACAAUAACGAAUCAGACGUAAAGACCGAAUCGUUACGUUGAUAAAAACAUCGUUAUAACGACAAAAAUAAAAACGAUGCCGCGAUAAAGUUAUCGUAAACACAAAACAUUCACGCACAAGUACAAAGUAUAUACUUUACGUCCUAUCAGAUUAUUGACCUUAAUUUUUUUAUCUAAACUGUUGCAUCAUUUUACAAUUUUCCGUCGAUAUUAUCAAAUUUAUAUUACGUGUUGAAAAUACACUUAAAUGCGUAGUUUAUUGUCUGUACCUAGCUGAUUCACCCGCCAAAAAUAAAAACAAUUCAGCUUAAACAAUUUAGCUUCGUCAAUACAAUAUUGUUUUCAUUAAACGAGUAUCUACGAUGUACAAAAUUUUAACUUUUACAAUUUUAUUAUAAUAGUAAGAAUAGAUUGUACCGGUAUUCAAUUACAUACGGUAAUAUCGUACGUUUGUAUUGUAUGUAAUGUUUG
Bicyclus anynana (squinting bush brown) is the source of this 3999-nucleotide messenger RNA. RefSeq lists its product as uncharacterized. The transcript is spliced from 11 exons. The coding region runs from base 1 to 2454 and encodes 817 amino acids. NCBI's taxonomy places the organism in Eukaryota, Metazoa, Arthropoda, Insecta, Lepidoptera, Nymphalidae. The record is from RefSeq and is a predicted model, not a curated record.